Physcomitrium patens is the source of this 2171-nucleotide messenger RNA. RefSeq names its product mitochondrial phosphate carrier protein 2, mitochondrial. Gene Ontology annotation, molecular function: phosphate transmembrane transporter activity. Gene Ontology annotation, biological process: mitochondrial phosphate ion transmembrane transport. NCBI's taxonomy places the organism in Eukaryota, Viridiplantae, Streptophyta, Bryopsida, Funariales, Funariaceae. The record is from RefSeq and is a predicted model, not a curated record. Gene Ontology annotation, cellular component: mitochondrial inner membrane.
CCUUGACGUUCGGCAAUUGAAUCUUCUGAUUGAGGAUCUCGAAUUUCGCACCCGCAGUCUGUUCUUGUACUUACACGUGGAGGUUAUGAGCUUGCGUGUUCCCGGUCCAUUUUGUCGAAUGAAUUAGGUUCUUUGUCGCAGAUGCAGAGCAUGCUGACAAUUUGCUACCGAGCAGAAUCAAAAUCUUCUGCUGCUGAUUUGUCACAGUAUUGUGAGGAUCAGGAAUUUUUACCAUUGAUUCCGAUCAGUUGUGACUGCCUUCUUCCAAUUCAGCACAGCUCUGCUGUGCAUCUGGCUAGAGGUCAGAAAAAUUGUAUUGAGAUUGUCUGUGAGCAGCCUACAAAGAAGAGUCCGAGCUUGCACCUAUAAGCUAGAGACUAGAUCCUUUUUUCUUGUCUCCAUAGUGUGAUGUUUCGUCAUCUCUUCAGUAGGUUGUUUGCAGGCAUUACGACAGUGUGGUGCAGCUGCACUGCAAAUUUGAUCCUUCUAAGUCUCAUCUUCUUUUUUGGAAAAAGUCCCCUCAUACAUGUAUUCGUGUCAUUUUCUCUCGUCAGCUUAGGUUGCGAUCGAGCUUCAAAAUCUAAUUCUAUUGUCAACGUUAGAUCACAACCCUUUAGCCUACACUAGCUGGAAGUGGUGUCGUGAUAGUGGCAGCGAUGGAGCCAGCCAUGGACACAACUGGAAGAAGGUCGCUUUUCCCAGACUAUCUCUAUACCUCGAGGGCCGUCUUCCAACCUCAGAAUUCUUGUGUAGCCGCUACAAAUAACACCGGUGUCUUCGCACAACAUUCAAGCAGACCAGGUACAAGUUCACCAUACCUCUUGCCAAAAUUGCUGCCAAUUAGAACCGCAGGGCCACCGUCGCCAGCCUCUCCAACCAUCACUAUCCCAUCCGGUGACGAGAGCAACAGGAUUCAGAUGUAUUCCAUGGAGUAUUUUCUAGCGUGCGGACUAGGUGGCCUGCUCUGUUGUGGAUUGACGCACACGGCCGUCACCCCCAUUGACGUUGUGAAAUGCAACAUGCAAAUUGCACCAAAGAAGUACACUGGUGUCCUCGGAGGAUUCCAGCUGGUAGUCAGGGAGGAGGGCGUGCGCGGGCUCUGGCGCGGGUGGGCGCCAACAUUCGUGGGCUAUUGUAUUCAGGGCGCGGGUAAGUAUGGAUUUUACGAAUACUUCAAGAAGCAGUACUCCGAUGCGGUCGGGACUGAGAACGCCACCAGGUAUAAGACCGCCGUGUUUCUCGGCGCUUCGUUUAGUGCAGAGUUCCUAGCGGAUUUGGGGUUAUGUCCAUUUGAGGCUGUAAAGGUAAGGGUGCAGACGCAGCCUGGGUUCGCGAGAGGGCUAUCGGACGGGCUGCCUAAGCUAAUUGCGUCAGAUGGAUUCGCCGGGCUGUACAAGGGUUUGGUGCCGCUGUGGGGGCGGCAGAUCCCUUACACCAUGAUGAAAUUUGCGACGUUCGAGAGCACAGUGGAGGCCCUGUACACACACUUAGUGCCGGUGCCUAAGUCGGAGUGUUCCAAGCAGACGCAGCUCGGGGUGAGCUUCACCGCGGGAUAUAUCGCUGGGAUCGCAUGCGCCAUCAUCUCCCACCCAGCAGACAAUCUAGUUUCCUUCCUCAACAACGCCAAGGGCGCCACGGUUUCGCAAGCCGUGCAAGAGAUGGGUGUCACAGCGCUGCUGACGCGAGGCUUGCCGCUUCGUAUAUUCAUGAUCGGCACCCUAACUGGCGCUCAAUGGGGCAUUUACGACUCCUUCAAAGUGUUUGUGGGUUUUCCCACCAGCGGCAGCAGCGGCGACAACGACACCGAGGCCCGCGUUGAACACUGACCAUAACGUCCUCGUAACAAUGCCGAAUUUCUCUCUUUUUAGAUACGAUAGGUAACUCAAUUCUUAGCUUCCUUCCUUUGAUUUUUUGCUUCACCGCAUGAGUGAUUCGCUACCAGUGGCAUUUCUUCUUUCACUUGCAAAUUUCACUUCAGUUUAGCAUAAGCAGCGACAAUCCUCUCGAACUCCUGGAGAGCUGUAAACAGUCUGUAGCAGAAUCUAGAUUAAACAACCGUGGUCAAGUUUACAGGACAAUUGGAAGAUUCAACACAUUUUAUCUGUAAGUACUAACUGCAAUAUCUUCAUCUUUUAUUCACUCAAUAUAUCAAAUCCUUCAAUACAUUCAUA